AUGGCAUACUGUAUUCUCCUUUUAGGAGAGAAGUUCAAAUUAAUCAUUCUCGACGCUUGUGGUGACGUCCAAACCCAAACGAGAAUAUGUCCAGCCAACGAUUUCAUGAAAUCAGGUGUCAUAAAGGACAUUGCAAGGGUUCUCGAGGAUAAUGGUGUGCUCACGGUGAAUAUUAUCAGCUCGAGAGAUUUCGCAGCAAAUGAAGAGGACGUACUCGCGGCUUACGAAGAGCACUUCAAAACAUGUUUUCUUUUACGGUACAGUGAAGUGCAAAGGUUGCUCGUGUGUACUCAGAGAGAAGGAUGGAAUUUUGAUAAGCAAAAGAAGCGAUUCAUGAAAAAUUUCCGGAACGUCGACGAUCGCUUCGAUUUCGGACUCGCUGACAUCAUUUAUAGAGAGAAUUAG
Haemonchus placei is the source of this 405-nucleotide messenger RNA. NCBI's taxonomy places the organism in Eukaryota, Metazoa, Nematoda, Chromadorea, Rhabditida, Trichostrongylidae. The record is from the annotation of a GenBank genome assembly.